AUGUGCAGCCGGGUUAUUGACAUGGUGUUCUGCCGAGAGGUCAGCUCAAGUGUGAGGGCGAGUCCGCUGGCCGCGACGGCGCUUCUAACCGCGGCCUCGGUGCGCGCAGGCCUGUGGACCGACCAUGGCAGUGGCAUCGGGGGCGGGCUGAGCAUGGUUGCCUCGACCGGCCCAAAGAAAGGAGGCGAAGCGCAGCAGCUGAUCGGAGAAUACCGUCGCCACCAUGCGGACUCCAAAAAGUCUGCCGCCCCCAUGGUACUACGCGACUUCUACGCAAGCAUAUUCUCGUGGCAGUUCAUUCGGUGCCCCGACUGGCGCACUGCCGACCUGUGUGGCUCCGCCUUAUGCAUGACAACCGCCAUUGACUAUGUAGGGACACGGGACGAUGCCGGCGGCGGAGGCUACGACGUCUACAUGGCGGCUGCAAGCGAGGGCGUCGCAUGCCUCGCGGGCAAGGCGGCGAAUCAGGCCCUGAGGGACUUGACGAUAGCAGACUCCUUCAUGGUGGCCAAGGAUGAAAUGACAGAGAGGGCCAUGGAAAUCCUCGACGUCGAUGAAUUCAUCCGGGUCAGCGGCGGUCCGGUGACGCCCAGCGAGUUCCUUCGAGCGCGCUGGUGGGACGCCGCCAUGGUGCCAUAUCAUCGUCUCAUCAUGAGUACCGAUGGCUACAGGCACCUGACAAACAGCCUCGGCACCUUCAGCUCUGUCCAUGCGUGCGGAAGAAUCAAGCGCGCCAUCGACAGCCUCAUCCGGUACAACGAGAUGGUCGACGUCGUGUCCGACUACUCCAACCACGAGUGCUUCAAUGAGUUGCUCGUGGCUCUGGCCGUGGACGGAAGCAGUGGUGCCCAUGGCUAUGCUCAUGCUGUUGCCCGGGUCACCGACGAUGUUCUGGCAUGUGGCUGCGGUGUCGACGGCCACGAAGAGGCUGCCGAGCUGGCCAUGGGCGGCUGUGUAUGGUACUUGCUAGUGCCACGAUAUAUAGCCCGAAAGCAGCUGUUCAGCUACGAAAACGCAGUGGAGGACGUGGUGCGAGAAGCCUAUGCAUGGCCGGCCCCUGGCACGCGGCUGAGAGCUGUUGCAGACGUCUCUCUUCAGGGGGGGGAGACUUUGCACACAGAGUCGUGGCAGCCCCUUUGGGGGGGGACCGACGCCUGGAGCCCCGACGCCCAUCAACCAGCCGUAAUCUCUGGGCUCGCGAGCAGAAUCGUCAGGAGAAGCCUGGUUGCCGGCCCAGGAUUAGACGCCAUGCAUGGCUUCGAGGCCGCGGCCAGGUCAGCCCUGGCCGACUGUGACCGAGCUGCCGGUCAGGAGGGCCUCGGCGCCUCGUCUGCGAAAUGGUGUCACUUACUCGAAACUUUGCUGGAGUCCGUCUCGGCCGGCGGGCCCGUCACGCGAACGCUGAGCUGCCUCUUCGACCGCAUUUGGCGACAUACCAUCGUCGGCCUCAACCACGACCUGCCGGACUCGGCCGACGGAGCCGACGAGCGGCUGUUCAUCGACGUAGAUCGAGCGAUCAGGCAGACAUAUCUCCUACCGUCUGCUAGGGGCGCAGCCGUGCGAAGGGUCUUUUUUGGCGUCACCUCGGGAGCCGUGGAGCUCAGCGGGCUCAGUCCCUAUGCUCGCUUGUGCGCCGGGGCCGCCCGCAUGCAGAGUCUCCGAGACACGCAUUUCUCGGAUCCCGUGUGGCACGAAGCCGCCGGGUCUGAUGAUGCAUAA
Molecule: messenger RNA, 1719 nt
Organism: Hirsutella rhossiliensis
Lineage: Eukaryota; Fungi; Ascomycota; Sordariomycetes; Hypocreales; Ophiocordycipitaceae
Exons: 1
Coding region: 1-1719 (572 amino acids)
Source: RefSeq, a predicted model, not a curated record